GCGGGAGGGGUAUAUAUAGGGAGGCCAGGCAGCCUGGAGUUAGUCGACCGUUGGGAGACGUUGAGCGGCGGAAGAUGAGUCCAAAGCCGAGAGCCUCCGGACCUCCGGCCACGGCCAAGGACUCACGAAAGAGCAAGUCCUCCCUCCAGCUGAGCCCCAGUAGCCCGAAGAAGAAGACUACCAAGGUGGCCACGAAGGGGAAAGCAGCCCGUGGAAGGAGAGGCGGGAAGAAAAGGGCCACAAAAAAGAUGGCGGCUGUGACGGCACCUGAGGCGGGGAGCGGGCCAGUGACACCCGGCCCCAGUGACCAGCCCAGCCAGGAGUUCCUUCAGUACGAGCUGCCACUGGCAGAGCCAGUGAGCGAGGGGACCCAGCACGACCCACUGAGUCAGGAGACCAAGCUGGAGGAACCACUGAGUCAGGAGACCGAGCUGGAGGAACCACUGAGUGAGGGGUGGCCAACUACACCCCUAGCUCCCUGAGCAGCCACUAAGUUCAGGCCCAGCCGCCAGACCUCAGAAAUCUCACCAGCAGGGUGCUUAGCUUGGUGAGAACAAUAAAAUGAAUGUGUUGCAAACUGA
Molecule: messenger RNA, 581 nt
Organism: Symphalangus syndactylus (siamang)
Lineage: Eukaryota; Metazoa; Chordata; Mammalia; Primates; Hylobatidae
Product: variable charge X-linked protein 3-like
Biological process (GO): brain development
Source: RefSeq, a predicted model, not a curated record